AUGGCUUCAACCUUUGCUAUCGCGUUAACGGCGCUCAUACCUUUCACCUCACUCGUCAGCUUCUCCGGAUACCUCACCACCGCGGAAGACUCUCCGCUAUACCUUCUCCUUCACCGGAGAGGUGUCCAACUACCGACCAACGAUGGGUCUCUUCAACCUCAAGCGGAUCCGUUCGAGAUCGAGGAUCCCGUGACCCUCUCAGAUGGUGUCCCCGUCCGCGAGGACUCCUUCUGGAGGCAUGAGCGUAUGCUCAAGAUUUGGCUCCUCGUCUCAAUGGUCCCUCCGGUCAUCUGUAACAUCUGCCUGCUGAUCUUCUCCCUCAUCUCCUCGAAGGGCCUCGAAGAGCACGAGAGAGCUCGCACCAUCCUGCUCCCCAUUCUUUUAACGCCGGCUCAUGUUAUCACGGUCGUCCUCGCCCUCAAAUACCUUGGACAGAACAAGACGAGCACGCAUUGGCCCACAACAUGGCACUUGUUCGCUGGUCUCUCGACCCAGUUCAUCAUUUUGACUUUCCUCGCCAUCCUCCCGAGCACGCCCUACCCUCGCGCUCCCACGGACUUCAUCCCUCACGCUUUCCUCAACUUCUCCCGCACGGAUACCCUCAAGAUGCCGCCCUUGACGUCCGUGGGGGUUCUCACGGCCCUACUUCCCGUGUUCCAGUGGUUCCCACUCUGGGCCAUCAUCAGCAUGCGCCGUGGUCCUCCUCUGCACAUGCCCAUGAAGGACGUAUACCCUGCCAAAGUUGUGGAGUCGAUCCCCCCGGAUGCCAAGGGUCUCGACCCGACUGUGCCGAAUGUCUCGGGAGAGGCUCAGGUCACGGUCGUCGAGUGGUUCAUGUUCUCCUACGCCUCUACGGUUAUCGACAAGGCCAAGGUUAGCGACUCAAUGGAUGUCUGGGACCUGCCGAUUCUGAUGUCUGCGAUGCGCGCGUUCCCGAACUACCUCGCCUUCAAAAAGGUCUAUGGCCGCCGCCGCUCUCGCCUUGGCAAGUGGGAAGGUUACAACCUGCUCCUGCAGCUUGCCAAGGUCAAUGCUCGUCUGCUGACGGCUAUGGUUAUCCUCACUGUCAUCACUGCUGUCGGUUACUAUGCCCCGCACAAGCUUCUGCAGUGGUUUAUCGAAUACCUUCAGGUCGACCCUGGACGCACCAACGUUGGAUGGGGCUGGGUUCUUGCCUUCGGCCUGUUCAUCUCUAACGCCAUCAUCUACAUCCUGAGUGGUCUUAUCUGGUCUAUCAGCUCUACCUAUCUUCAGGGACGCUUCAAGCUGCAGCUGAACACCAUGCUGUACGCGAAGACUCUGCGUAAGAAGGAUGUCGCUGCUGGCGGAGACGACAAGGGAAUCGUUGGUGAUGUGAAGGAGGAGGCCGCCAAGGCGAAGGCCAAGAAGGAGCGCGGCGAGGAAGACGAGGAGGAAGACGAGGAGGCUGUCUCUUCCAAGUCUCAGAUUAUGACUCUGUUCACGGUCGAUGUCGACCGUGUCAGUGAGUUCAUCUUCCACUUGUUCACGAUCAUCGACGCUCCCAUCGAGAUCCUCGUCGCCACUGGAUUCCUCUUCCAGCUCCUUGGGACCUCUGCACUCUGGGGCCUGCUUGCCACCCUCAUCUCGAUGCCCCUCACCCACGUCGCUUCCAAGAUCGUUGUCACUGCGCAGGACAAUCUCAUGAAGGCGCGCGACCAGCGUUCGGCUCUGAUGAACGAGCUUCUUCAAGCCGUUCGCAUGGUCAAGUUCAUGGCAUGGGAGCGACCUUUCGAGCGCCGCGUCAACCAGAUCCGCCGCAGCGAGCUUUCCUGGCAGGCGCGAAACUACCAGAUCGAGGUCCUCUUCAAUUGCAUCUGGGCUCUGACUCCGGUCAUGGUCACCAUCGUCGCUUUCAUGCACUACACCCUUGUGCGCGGUGAGAAGCUCACGCCCGCCAUCGCCUUUACCUCGAUUGCGGUCUUCGACGAGCUCCGAUUCGCCCUGAACGCCCUCCCGGAGAUGCUCAUCCAGAUGCUCCAGGGCUUCGUCUCCUGCCGCCGUAUUGAGAAGUACAUGUCCCUGCCCGAGGUGCCCGACGUUGAUCCCUUUGCUGGCGGCGACAUCGUGCUCCGCAACGCUACCUACACUUGGGCGAAGGACGAGUCGAAGAGCCCCACCAAGUCUGCCGCUCCCACUCCUCGCCCCGACUUCUCGCUCGCGGACCUAUCGCUCCGCUUCCCCGCUGGCAAGCUGUCCCUCAUCUGUGGUCGUCUUGGUUCUGGAAAGACUCUACUUCUCUCCGGUCUUCUUGGUGAGGCCGACCUCGUCGCCGGCCAGGUCGAGGCUCCUCGCUCCAAGCCUGACGCUAUGUCUCAGGCCGAGGACAAGCUCACGUCGGCGGAGUGGAUCAUCAAGGACAACGUCGCCUACGUGCCGCAGCAGGCAUGGCUCCAGAACGCCACAAUCAAGGACAACAUCAUCUUUUCCAGCCCGUGGGACCCCGUUCGCUACGCUCAAGUCAUCGAAGCGUGCUCUCUGACUACCGACCUCGAAAUUCUCGAGGACGGCGAUGAGACUGAGAUUGGCGAGAAAGGUCUGAAUUUGUCGGGCGGGCAGAAGGCUCGUGUCUCUCUCGCUCGUGCUGUCUACUCUCGUGCCGGCGUUCUUUACCUCGACGAUGUUCUCUCGGCUGUCGACGCCCACACCGCCCACUUCAUCAUGGAGAACUGUCUGCAGGGUCCCCUCAUGGCCGACCGUACAAUUCUGCUCGUCUCGCACCAUACUGCUCUCGUCAGCCCCGGUGCCGCCUACAUCGUUGCUCUCGAGAACGGUGAUGUCAAGUUUGCGGGCACCCGUGCUCAGUUUGUUGAGUGUGGCCUGAUGAAGGAGCUCGAUGCCGAGGACCCGGAGUCUCAGCCGACCGCCGGCGAGAGGGCCGAGGAAAGGACGAUUGAGGAGCUACCGGCUCUCAAGCACAAGAGCGUCGUUAGCCUUAGCGGUGCCGGACCUUCUGGCUCUGAGCCCGGCUCCGAGACUUCUUCGAUCACCGACAUCACCGACGACUCAAUCCCCGCGGCCCCCGUCAAGACGCCUCGUAAGCUCAUCGAGGACGAGAAGCGUGUCCGCGGCCGCAUCGCCUGGUCUGUGUGGCAGCUCUACUUCCGCUCGCUCGGUGGCCCCAUGUGGUGGAUCUGUUUCAUCGCCAGUAUCAUCAUCGCCAUGCUUGUUCCCGUUGCCGAGCGUGGCUGGGUCAAGUACUGGGCGGGCGCUGACGACCGCGAUGGUCCUGCUCACACCGCCGUCUUCUACGUCGUAGGCUACGCCAUCAUCGCCGGCUCGGGCUGUAUCCUUGAUAACGUCGAGUUCGCUGUCACGUACAUCGGCAGUCUGCGCGCAAGCCGCCUGCUUCACGCCAAGAUGCUGCAGGCUGUUCUGUUCGCUCCCCUCCGCUUCCACGACACGACCUCGCGCGGUCGUAUCUUGAACCGCUUCGCCAAGGACAUUGAGGGUCUCGACAGCAGCAUGGCCGACAACUUUGUCCGUACCGUGCGCUACGGCUGCAACGUCGCCGUGACUCUGACCACGGUCGCCUACUUCGGCGGAUGGCCCUUCAUGCUCGGUGCCGCGCUCACGAUGAUCGUCUACUACCGCGCCGGAAGCGUCUACGGGCAGGCGUCCCGCGACAUGCGUCGCCUCGACUCUGUCACUCGCUCCCCGCUGUACUCGCUGUUCGGCGAGACCGUCAGCGGUGUCGCAGUUCUCCGUGCUUUCGGCGCCAGCACCGUCGCGCUCUCGCACAUGAUGCGCCUCAGCGACACGAACAUCCUCUGCUUUUUCUGGACGUGGACGAUCAACCGCUGGCUCUCGGCCCGCUUCAACAUUCUCUCCUCGGCGCUCGUUGGCCUUACCGCCGCCGCCAUGCUCAUGGCGCCCGUGUCCGCUGCCACUGCCGGUUUCGCCCUCGCCUUCGUCUCGACGGUCAUGCACAACCUGCUCUUCGUUGUGCGCCGCUUCGUCCAGCUCGAGCAGAGCAUGGUCGCCCUCGAGCGUAUCAAGGAGUACUCGGAGAUUCAGCCCGAGGCGGCCGAGUACGUCGAGCCUGGCCCGCCCGAGGGCUGGCCCGCCAAGGGUGAGAUUGAGGUCAAGGACCUCGUCAUCAAGUACGCGCCCGAUCUGCCCGACGUCCUCCACGGGCUCACGUUCAACGUUAAGCCUGGAGAGAAGGUUGGCAUUGUCGGCUCAACGGGUUGCGGCAAGAGCACGCUCGCCCUCUCGUUCUUCCGCUUCGUCGAGGCGACGAAGGGCAGCAUUGUCAUCGACGACGUCGACAUCAGCACCCUCGGCCUGACGGAUCUGCGCUCGCGCAUCAUGAUCAUCCCCCAGGAUCCCACGAUUCUCAGCGGUACGUUGCGCAACACGCUCGACGUGUUCGACGAGUACAGUGACGCCGAGAUCUACGAGGCCCUCCGCCGCGUGCACCUCUUGAGUGAGGAUGCGACGCAGCCGCCGGCUCCUUCUGCCGCGUCGUCGUCUGAAGCCACCGUUGUCGGCGAGCGCAACGCCAAUGUCUUCGCCGACCUCAACUACCCCGUCACGGAGGGUGGCGACAACUUCUCGACGGGCGAGAAGCAGCUGCUCUGCAUGGCUCGCGCGAUCCUGCGCCGCAACAAGAUCCUGCUCAUGGACGAGGCGACUGCGUCCAUCGACGCCGAGACCGACACGAUGAUCUCGGAAACGAUCCGGACCGAGUUCACCGACUCGACCAUCCUCACGAUCGCGCACAGGCUGCACACCAUCAUCGACUUUGACACGGUCAUCGUCAUGGACAAGGGCAGCAUAGCGGAGAUGGGAUCGCCGUACGAGCUCCUGCGCAAGAAAGGGCGCUUCUACAAGCUCUGCAAGGCGACGGGCAAGACGGAGUUUGCCGCGCUCAAGGAGUCGGCGGACAAGGCAGAGGAGAGGCGCAAGAACGCGAAAAAGUAA
This is a messenger RNA of Trichosporon asahii var. asahii CBS 2479, 4944 nucleotides long. RefSeq lists its product as uncharacterized. Gene Ontology annotation, biological process: transmembrane transport. Gene Ontology annotation, molecular function: ATP hydrolysis activity; ABC-type peptide transporter activity; ATP binding. The record is from RefSeq and is a predicted model, not a curated record. Gene Ontology annotation, cellular component: fungal-type vacuole; fungal-type vacuole membrane. Lineage: Eukaryota; Fungi; Basidiomycota; Tremellomycetes; Trichosporonales; Trichosporonaceae. Bases 1 to 4944 code for a protein of 1647 amino acids. The transcript has a single exon.